This is a messenger RNA of Abrus precatorius (Indian licorice), 516 nucleotides long. Its product is annotated as two-on-two hemoglobin-3-like. Bases 1 to 516 code for a protein of 171 amino acids. Gene Ontology annotation, molecular function: oxygen binding; oxygen carrier activity; heme binding. The transcript has 4 exons. The record is from RefSeq and is a predicted model, not a curated record. Gene Ontology annotation, biological process: oxygen transport. NCBI's taxonomy places the organism in Eukaryota, Viridiplantae, Streptophyta, Magnoliopsida, Fabales, Fabaceae.
AUGCAGAGUCUGCAAGAGAAAGCCUCUGAAUGGAGUGGAGUUGAGACAGCCAAUGCUUUCGCCAUCGACGACACAAAUUUGUUUGAGAAACUGGGCCUUCAAACCUUUGUUAACCUCUCUACCAAUUUCUACAACAGAGUGUAUGAUGAUGAGGAAGAGUGGUUUCGUUCAAUAUUUGCGAAUUCAGAGAAACAAAACGCAAUUCAAAAUCAGUAUGAAUUUCUCGUCCAAAGAAUGGGAGGCCCUCCUCUCUAUUCUCAGAGAAGAGGGCAUCCUGCUCUAAUUGCUCGACAUGGACCCUUUCCAGUCACUCAUGAAGCUGCAGAGAGAUGGUUACAUCACAUGAAAGAUGCAUUGGAUGUUACUUCAGAUAUAGAUAAUGAAUCAAAGAUCAAAUUGAUGAACUUUUUUAGGCACACCGCGUACUUUCUUGUGGCCGGAGUUGAGCAAAAGAAUCCAAACCUUCACCCAUGCAAAAAUGCACUCAAUAAGCAGCACCCAUGCAUAAACUUCUAG